This is a messenger RNA of Schistosoma margrebowiei, 1718 nucleotides long. NCBI's taxonomy places the organism in Eukaryota, Metazoa, Platyhelminthes, Trematoda, Strigeidida, Schistosomatidae. The record is from the annotation of a GenBank genome assembly.
CAAGAACUAUGCAUAACUAUGUUGUUGAAACAUUUAGUAUUUGUUUUUGUCGACCGAUUUCGAAGUUGUCACCAUUACAAAUAAUUUCUUAGUUCCUGUUAGGAUGUUGUUGGGUAGUUCAGUUUAUAUUGAGCUUUUGUUACUUGUGCUUUUAUCACAUUCCAAUAGCGAUGUACAUGGGAUUACGGGUACAACUGAUUAUGCGACCUCGUCACAAUCUUCGGAGACAGAAGAAACAGAAGCGACUGAUUAUUCUGAUGACAUAAUUUUUCCAGUCAUGAAUGUAUCUUACAAUGACAUGACUGCCAACGGUACUACUUUACCUUAUUUACCUACAACAACAACAACCGAUGAACCCAACUCGACAACAUGGGAAUCAGCCACUAUAGCACUUCAAAACACAACAGAUCAUUCAAAUGAUUCAACUAUAGCGAUAGAAACAACGGAAACAGCUACAACAACGGGAGUGACAACAAAAGAAAUGGAGACAACGACAGUAACAACGGCAACAGAUAUGAUCACUACAGUUGUACCUAUUCCAAAUGUACACAAAUUUUCUCUGAAAAACGGAAGCUCUUACUGCUUUCUGUUUCAAAGCGAUAUAAAAUUUCAAAUUUUCUAUCACAGUCAGAAUAAACUGGUAAAAUCUUACAAAUUUACUGUAUCUAAUGCUACUAUUAACGAUAAUGAAAGUGUAUGUAGUGAACAUUAUACGAAAUUAUCACUCACGUUCAUGCCAUAUGGACAAAACGAAGAGCAUAAGUGGACAUUAGUUCUUUUGUUUAAUCUUAUGGAACCAAACAAAACUUCAAAUGAUGCGACUACUGUGAGAUCUACUUAUACUUUGAACAGUUUAAUAUUAACUUAUUAUAUGGAUAAGACUUUAUUUCCGGAUUCAUUGACACCAGGUCAAUAUGUUAAUGUGUCCAGUAAUAAUAUGGUAUUUAGAAUACCUGUUGGAUCAUAUUAUUCAUGUUUGACUGUACCGGAACUUACCCUGACUGGAAAUGAAAAAAUCUUUAAUAGUUGCAAGUUAUUUAUGGAAAAUUUAAAAGUAGAAGCAUUCAUGAACAAUUCUGUGGAAGCAUUUAUUGGAAACGAAACGUUAUGUGAUUCGGAUGUUAAUGUUAAUAAUAUGGUACCUAUUGGUGUUGGUAUUGCACUAAUUGUCUGUAUUGUGGUUGCCAUAACUGUAUUUAUUGUUUUCAGCAAACGCAAUCGUCGUAGCUACACUACACUUUAACUAAAUGAGUUCCCUUCAUGUACGAAUUUAUCUUAUAUAAUGUAUCGCAUUCUUAUGUGUUUUUAGGUAUUUGCACGUUUGUAUGUAUGAUUAAGUAUGCGUUUUCCAGCAUGGAAAUUAGUAACUGAACUGACUAUCAUUUGACACAUUCAGGUAUUUCAUCUAACCUGUCGUGUUUUACUAACAACUCAAUUUGUGUUUAAAUAUUUUAACAUUUGCAAUGUCUUCCAUUACUAUUACCGAACAAUUCAGUCAAUUUACGAUUACAUGAUGUGAUUUUUAUCAACAAUAUAUACAAUGUAUGACGUUUUUUAAGUGGAUUCCAUUGAAUUUUCUAUGCGACAUGUCAAUCAUUACCACCUUCGCUACCGUUUUUUCUCUUGACACCUAUCUAUUCACAUUUUCUUAUAUGCGAUGUUUUUUGUAAUGAUUUUAACUACCUAAAUAAAACACAAUACAUAUUAUUUUUAAAUAA